AUGACGCCCGCUAGCCAGACCGUCUGGCUUCGUCGGAGGCAUUUCUUCGAAGUCAACGACCAGCCAUGGUUCCCUCAAAUCCUUCGAGAAAAAGUGCAGGACUACUUGACCCUGGGUUGGAUCAAUAGGCUGCCCAUCAUCCAGUCCACCUCUCCGGCAGCCCUGGUCUCUCAGGUGCUCUCCACCGUCCUCGGCCCUCGAUUGUCAGAGUAUGUCUACGUCGACUUCGCGUCCGGUGCGGGCGGUCCGACACCGUACAUCGAGAAUCACUUGAACAGUGAGCUUCGUGCUGCAGGAGAGGAAGAAGUCAAGUUCGUCCUCACCGACAUCAGCCCGCACGUCAGUGCGUGGGAGGCGGUUGCAAAGAAGAGCAGGAACAUCAGCUACAUCCCGCAGAGUGUGGACGCCACGAAUGCGCCCACCCAGGAGACGCUGCUCAAGGAUGUUCCUGAUGCAAAGGGGAAGAAGGUCAUGCGCCUGUUCAGUCUGGCGUUCCACCACUUUGACGAUGACCUUGCGGCCAAAAUCCUCCAGAACACUAUCGAGACGUCAGACGGAUUCUGCAUCUUUGAGCUCCAGUCCCGCCACAUCAGCUCCUUCAUCCUGGUCAGUCUGCUCUGGCCGCUCGCCAUGCUCAUCACGCCAAUCUAUUUCCUGCACUCACCGGGCCACCUGUUCUUCACCUACCUGGUCCCCAUCGUCCCGUUCAUUUGGGUGUGGGAUGGCUACAUUUCGUGUCUGAGGACGAGAACGCCCGAGGAAGUCGAAGCUCUCCUCCACCGGCACGUCGGGAGUCAGAAGCUGGCAAAUUGGAAGUUUGAGAGUGGUCAAGCCUGCCACACGUGGCCGAUUGGCUAUCUCAACUGGAUCAUUUGCUACAAGGAAGAGUGA
Messenger RNA from Fonsecaea erecta, 891 nucleotides. RefSeq lists its product as hypothetical. The record is from RefSeq and is a predicted model, not a curated record. Lineage: Eukaryota; Fungi; Ascomycota; Eurotiomycetes; Chaetothyriales; Herpotrichiellaceae. The transcript is spliced from 3 exons. Bases 1 to 891 code for a protein of 296 amino acids.